Molecule: messenger RNA, 705 nt
Organism: Anoplophora glabripennis (Asian longhorned beetle)
Lineage: Eukaryota; Metazoa; Arthropoda; Insecta; Coleoptera; Cerambycidae
Product: transcription factor SOX-14-like
Exons: 2
Coding region: 1-705 (234 amino acids)
Biological process (GO): anatomical structure morphogenesis; cell differentiation; regulation of DNA-templated transcription
Molecular function (GO): RNA polymerase II cis-regulatory region sequence-specific DNA binding; DNA-binding transcription factor activity, RNA polymerase II-specific
Source: RefSeq, a predicted model, not a curated record
AUGACUGAAACUGAACAUAUUAAGCGACCAAUGAACGCUUUCAUGGUGUGGUCCAGGAUAAGGAGGAAAAGGAUAUCCCACGAUUAUCCUCGUUUGCACAACUCGGAGAUAUCGAAGUUGUUGGGCGCUGAAUGGAAGUUGUUGUCUGAAGGCGAGAAGCGGCCUUUUAUAGACGAGGCGAAACGUCUUAGAAGUCAGCAUAUGCUGGAACAUCCGGAAUAUAAGUACAGGCCAAGGAGGAGGCCUAAAUUUGAGAGGGAUGGCCAGAGGAGUUCAGGAAAUGUGACAGGGUAUAAUGAUACGAUGCAGUUGGCGCUGAAUAGGACCUUUUACGGGCAGAGUAAUAUGGGUGAAACUAUGCCUUUGGUACAAUUUUCCCCUGUCCCACCGGAGCAAAAGAACAACAUGGUAGCGAACCCUCCUCACCAUUUGGCAAUAGCUAUACCAACAUCAACAGACAGAAUGUCCGUAGGCUACCAUCUAGAUACAAUGCAAAAAUUUGAACCAUGUAGUUCAGAAGAUGUAGGUGCCUCUGAAGCUAGAAUAAAUCACCAAGAGUUUGUUCAGAGUCUGCCACCAUUACCGCCGUACACUUCUUUACCUGGGAGUCUUCAUCAUAGGGCACUGCUAAGGGCUGCUUCAAUUUAUGCGUACCAUGAUUUGGCGUCCAGUAGUACUCUUCCCAUGUAUUUUCCGCAGAUAUGA